Molecule: messenger RNA, 306 nt
Organism: Linnemannia hyalina
Lineage: Eukaryota; Fungi; Mortierellomycota; Mortierellomycetes; Mortierellales; Mortierellaceae
Source: the annotation of a GenBank genome assembly
AUGGAGGUCUGCCACAAUUCGAUUCGAACCGGCCUGUUGAUCUCUAUCUUCCUUCCUCACGGCCAGAACGCUCUCCCAAAAUCUCUAUGCACCCAAUCCCACGGCCCCGAUGUCGAUAUCGACGCUCACACGACCCUUCGCCUUAUUCAGGAGAUCGGAAAGACAAUUCAUGUUACCUGCGACAACAUGACGAUCAUCGCCCAGCUCAACAAAUUCGGCGGGACGAGGGCUCAACCACUACCUGACCUGACGAUUAGGAUAUGGCACCACUGCAUGGUGACGGUCACAGGACUCAAGACGACAUAA